Messenger RNA from Moneuplotes crassus, 1607 nucleotides. NCBI's taxonomy places the organism in Eukaryota, Ciliophora, Spirotrichea, Euplotida, Euplotidae. The record is from the annotation of a GenBank genome assembly.
AUAAUGGCUGCACCAGAAGAACCUGACUUUUUGGAUUGCGUAUACAAUGAAUGUGAUAAUGCAAGGAAAUAUUUCUGUCUCAAUCACAACAAGAGAGUCUGCGCUGACUGCGCAUGUGCUCUCCAUUACGGAUGUAACCUCCAGACCAUCGGGUGUCAUGAUGAACUCUGGAAGGCUACCGGACUGCUCCAGAAGCUGCUCCAAACUCUGACUGACAAAGCCAAAGAGUUCGAUAUGAAAGAUCAGAUCGAAGGGCUUGAUGGCUGUCUCAAACACUUCUCCGAUACAUUCAACACAUUUGAACAAGAAGUCAGAUACGCUCUGAAGAAGAAAAACCAAUAUCUCAAGAUCACCCCUCUGAUAGAAAAAGCCAGAGUCAUCAAGAAUGCCAUUCUGACUGGAGACUUCGGCAAGCACGGCAAGUUCGAAGGAGACUCCAACCCAGUGCUGAGACUGCUCUACGACAGCACUCUGAUUAGCUUGACAUACAGUAAGAUUGGAGAACAGAAGAAACAAGACAUCAAGAAGAGUCCAGAAUUCUUGCAAGUUCUCAGAGAAGUGACCACUGCCCAGAGAGAGCACAUCGAGAGCAAGGCUGCAAGAGAAUUAGAAAAGAAAAAAGAAGAAGUUGAAAAACAGACAGAGGCAAAGUACAGAGAACAAAUGAAACAGCAAAAGGAAGCUGGUGAUAGAAUCAUCUUAGACCUAAGUGCUAAGAUUGAAGACCAAGACAGACAAAUUUUCACAGAGAAAGAGCUGAAAGAAGACUUUGAACAACAACUCUCAAUUCUUAAAUUGCAGCAUCAACAGCUCCAAACCCAACAUGAUGACCUUCAACUAAAAUACAAUCAGAACGAUCAACAGCUCAAACAGAAGGAAGGAGUUUUGAAAAUCCAUUUACAAAGACACUUUAGGAGAAACAAAGACUUUUAACUCCAAUACCAAUCUUGAAUUGAGCUUUGACAAUACCAAACACAAAGAUCUAAUUGAUUCAUUGUCAGACAGCCAAGUUAAACUCCCAGACAUCAAGAGGAUUAAAAUCGACAACAUCAAGAACUCUCACUUAAAAAGCAUCGACAAGUUCUUGGAGAAGUCUUUCCCAGACUCUCUCCAGCUUCUGUGUUUGAAUCGGAAUGCCUUAGAACUACUGGAAGGAGCAAAGAUAAUGGAAGGAGUCACCCACAGUUUACCAAAUGUCACCAAAGAAAUUUAUUUAAGACGUCUUGAAUUCCAGUCUUCUGAAGUAGAAACCAUUUUCCGACACUCAACUCAAACCCAGAGACUUAUUUUCAGAUUAUGCAAAAUACAUACGAAGCAGAACAUGAACUUUGUCCCCGGAAAGACCAAUAUUACUUACCUCAGUUUUGACAGUUGUGGGUGUUCCUCAGUCUGAAUGGAGUGGGACACCCACCCAGAAAGAUUUGAGUACAUAGUGGAAGCCAUCAGUAAAUCCUCGCUCAAAGACACUUUGAAGACUUUGAAUAUUAACAUUUGUAAGAUCUCUUCAGCCAAAGUGGAGGAGAUGAUGACGACUCACGGAAUGACUAAAGUUAAAGUAGUGGAAGAAUAUAAUAACCCUCUGAACGAUUAAGGACUGAAAGCAGAGC